ACUUUUUUCCUUCAUGUGACAGAGAUUGGAACAUGGCGCUGUCCAUGGCUGGCACGAAUACACUAUCUACUGGAUGAUAUCUUUGUUUUAAACAGGUUUUGCGUUUGUUCGUGAGUUUAAUAAACCAGUAGGCACUACAGAAUUUCUUUUUUUUAAAAUUAUUUUUACUGUUGAUGUGAAACACAAAGGACAAAGCAUGUCGGGGUCAAAUGUAUGGAGUCGUAGCCGAGAGAGACUGAGACGGUUCCCUGAACUGUUAGCUCAGUGUGCAGAUGAGGCAGCCGUUUAUGGGAAGUGUGUUGCUGCUACAGCAACAACUGGUAAACAGGAGCUGAAGAAGGAUCUGUGUGCUACAGAGUUUGAGGCACUGAAGACCUGUUUUACAAACGCAGCCAAGAAGAAAACCAGAUGACACAUUUGGACUGAUCUGUGGGAGAAAACUUUCCAAGUGGAGCUUUGAUGUGAUGUUAUGAUAGAGAAGACAAACUAUUUCAUUUCAGUCGAUAUUUAUGCAAACCAGCAAUCAAUAAUGUUGAAUAUAUUUUAUUGGAUCUUUUUAUAAGCAAAAUAUUAUACAUAGAAAAAUCUGCUUGUAAAAAUGAUCUUGAUCGUCACAGGAGAGACCAGAAAAUACAGACUUGAUUUCCAA
Xiphophorus maculatus (southern platyfish) is the source of this 649-nucleotide messenger RNA. It is a transcript of the gene ndufaf8, whose product is annotated as NADH:ubiquinone oxidoreductase complex assembly factor 8. Gene Ontology annotation, cellular component: mitochondrion. The record is from RefSeq and is a predicted model, not a curated record. Bases 197 to 412 code for a protein of 71 amino acids. Gene Ontology annotation, biological process: mitochondrial respiratory chain complex I assembly. Lineage: Eukaryota; Metazoa; Chordata; Actinopteri; Cyprinodontiformes; Poeciliidae. The transcript has 3 exons.